Acanthosepion pharaonis is the source of this 708-nucleotide messenger RNA. NCBI's taxonomy places the organism in Eukaryota, Metazoa, Mollusca, Cephalopoda, Sepiida, Sepiidae. The record is from the annotation of a GenBank genome assembly.
AUGACGUCCAGGCGGAUCAGAAAGCGUCCAAGUACUGAUGAGGCAUUUAUGGGUGGUGAUGGCUGCGGCCGAGUGCUUUCGCCUCAAGGGGGCGCUGCUUGCCAGGGACGAGUAAACCAACUGGGAGGGGUAUUUAUCAAUGGAAGACCGCUCCCAAAUCAUGUUCGGCUCAAAAUCGUUGAACUGGCAGCGCAAGGUGUUCGACCCUGUGUGAUCAGCCGCCAACUGCGGGUGUCUCACGGAUGCGUCAGUAAAAUCCUCCAGCGCUACCAGGAGACCGGUAGUAUACGACCGGGAGUCAUCGGGGGCUCGAAACCGCGCGUUGCUACUCCUGAGGUCGAGAAGCGGAUCGAACAGUAUAAGAAAGAGAAUCCCGGUAUUUUCAGCUGGGAGAUUCGCGACAAGCUGCUGAAAGAAGGCGUGUGCGACCGCAGCACGGUGCCCAGCGUCAGUUCCAUCAGUCGUGUGCUCAGGAGCCGGUUUCACAGCGAAGACGAUGACGAUGAUUGCGACGACGAUGACGAUGACGAAAAACGGCUCAAGAUGGCUCGCAGUGAGAAUGGAAGCGACAAAAAUACCAACCAUAGCAUCGACGGAAUAUUAGGAGAGGUCAAACUGCACAAAUCCGACAAAGAUGGUAAGAUUCUUGAGAAAGUACUGUCUAUUUUUCUUUCUGUUAUUUUCUUUGUGCAUUUGAAAAAAUAUUAA